Fonsecaea pedrosoi CBS 271.37 is the source of this 1674-nucleotide messenger RNA. RefSeq lists its product as uncharacterized. The transcript has 2 exons. The record is from RefSeq and is a predicted model, not a curated record. Lineage: Eukaryota; Fungi; Ascomycota; Eurotiomycetes; Chaetothyriales; Herpotrichiellaceae. The coding region runs from base 1 to 1674 and encodes 557 amino acids.
AUGCACGGUCGUCGUCUCAGUGAGCAUCACGUCACCCGAGGGAGCUCAACGGCAACCUCGUCCAAGGAUGUCUUCCGUCUCGACCCUCCUCAGAGCUUUACCUACAGAGACUUCGUGAUAAGAGUACCACUGCCUCGACUUCCUCACGGCAUGCUUGCUGAUACAGCAAUACGAAAAUAUCCACGCACUCGCUUGAAGAGGCUGAUUAGAGCCGUGGAAGCUCGCCUAGGCAGACACCGUUGCUUUUUCCGCGAAUGUCAGCCACGAGAUCAAAAGAAGGAAUCACAAUUCGAGGUCAGCAGGCUCUAUGCGAUCUAUGAGGUUGAACACUGGCCAGGCGCGUUCGCGCAGUUUGACUGGACACAGUUUGUCAUGGCGAACAUCGAACGCGACGCACUGCGCAUUGAGUGUGGUCGAAGUGUGAAACUGUCAUUACCCAUUCUUCCAGCAUCCGCAGUGCCGAUCUACCAGGACAUGUUACGACAGGAAAGUAAUGACCUGGCAAGGAUAGUGGUCAACUCGGGCCAAGUCGCAGGGGCGGUUUUCAGAGGCCAAAUACGUACCUAUCCUGAGGAUGAUGUUCCAAAACAAGCACGCCAUGACGGUUCAGAUCAACAACACGGCUUGGUGCAGACCUCGUUCAUGCCACAGCUCUCGUUGUCUCCGAACAUGCGCGACGCCCUCUCCGAUCUCAGUACCGAGCAGCUAGAGCAACUAGUCUGCAAUGACCAGAUGUUUCGUGACGCCUGCGAAUUCCAUCAAAGAGUGGUUCAAAAAGAGCUGAGACAGAUGAGUCGCCUUUACCUGCGUUGUGUCGGUCGACAGCCUGGAAUGAACUUGUUGACAUGGCAGGAAGUCAUCUACGAAGCGAGAAAGAUGAUCAAGAUGACCUUCAUUGAGCAGUUGGAGAAAUGGCGGCGACGACAGCCGGACGUACAGUUUGACUUCCAGGACUCGACGGGGACGAUCGCGGACCUCCAGCUGAGGUAUCUGAUCUCACGGGUUCAGCACCACGACCCUAUUCCUCCCCAGGCUUCGCGUCAGUUUCGGACAGAGCUCCAUCGUAAGCACCAGAUCGCCGCAAUGCUGAGGCAGCGCCGAAUCCUCCGGGAGUGGACCACGGCUAUUGCGAAGCGGUCUAGUGUGCGCGACGGAGAGAGGUAUCGGAAAGAAGGGAUCAGUAUCAUGGACAUGUGGACAGGCGGGGUCGAGGACUACGAGGCAUUCGACGAACGAAACAGGAAGGAGAAUACACUGCUUACUGCCGCCAUGUUGCCCAUGGCGACCCAGCUCCGCCUUCGUACAUCUGGGGCUCAAGAGCAGGUCCAAGCUGGAAGCUGCGUACCGCAAGAGUCGCUCGACUCCGCGGCGCGACCUUCUCAACUAGAACAAGGACAAGGACAAGAGCAGGACCAGGACCAGGACCAGGACCAGGACCAGGAGAAGGACUACGUGCGUCUACCACCCACCGUCCAAGCACCGGAAGAGCCGCAGAUACAAGCCCCGCUACAGACACCGACGCAACCGCAAGGAGCAGACCACGUGCAGGCGCAGGAGGGUCAUGUGGAGGAGAGGCUGAAGAAAACAGAGAAAGAAACACAAGGACAAACACCAGACCACCAACCCAGAGACACCGAAAUGACCGAUAUCGCUCCUCCCGGAACCCACCACUGA